Messenger RNA from Halichondria panicea, 3178 nucleotides. RefSeq lists its product as uncharacterized. Gene Ontology annotation, molecular function: enzyme inhibitor activity; protein binding; phosphatase regulator activity. Bases 231 to 2951 code for a protein of 906 amino acids. Lineage: Eukaryota; Metazoa; Porifera; Demospongiae; Suberitida; Halichondriidae. Gene Ontology annotation, cellular component: cytoplasm. The transcript is spliced from 2 exons. The record is from RefSeq and is a predicted model, not a curated record.
UGCAAAACGUGGCCUGCAAACAGCACAUGCCCCACCCCCCUUUCUUUAGACUCAACAAGAUAAGCUUACUUGCAAGAUUCAUGGCAAGCUAACACCAGCGCAGACCACCAGCAGAGAGAGACGGACACAGCAAGUAAGAAGUCCUAUUCAACCAAGCAAGCAAGCGCGUAGGAGGAGCCUAACUAAGCCUAAGUGGAUUACCAGUAUCAACUGAACCUUGCAGAACAGCAAUGGACCCAUCAUCCAGUCCUUUACUCAGCCUCAAGAACGAACUGUUAUUAAAUGCAGUGGUGAGAGGUGAUCUGCCUACUGCUAGAAGACUCAUCGAUAGACAUGGAGCACAAGUAAACUCUGAGAAUAUCUCUGGAAUGUCUGCCCUACAGUUGGCCAUUGUGAAUCAGCACUCAAAAUUAGCCGAAUAUUUAAUUCAAAAAGGUGCCGAUAUUUACAAGUGUGACGUGAGAGGCUGGACUGCUUUACACGAUGCUGCGCUAGUCGACAAUAUUGUGAUUGUUAAGAAACUGAUAUCGAAAGGAAUGACUCCAAUGUUGACAACACAUCAGAGUGAGCUAGUUAUCGACGUGGCUGGGAGCACUCAGACAGAACUGUUGCUAUGCGAAGAAAUGUGCAAAUUGGGUGAAGUGGAAUUAGCCAAACAGUAUUACAAGUACCUGGGGCUUAAUCAGACUGGCAGCCAUAGCAAUGCUCAUAACUCGUUCUCCAAGGGUUCUCGUGGUAACCUGUGUUCUCCACAAACAACAGCCAAAAAUGGACAAAAGACGACCUCUAAAACGGCUCUUUAUUCACGUUCGACAAACUCUUGUAAUAUUGCCUCAAGCAAUAGUGGUCAAUGUAUGCUGUCUAAAGGAUCUGCAAUGACCCUGAAAUUCCACCCUAGCCCUAGCCACAAAGAGCAUUCGGUGACUAAUAGCAACAACCCGACCUUAAUGCCAACCGAGGCUGGAACCCAUCCAGGUGCAGACGAUAUUGAUUACACAGCAAGUAAACCAGUCAAACAAGUCACUACCAAUGAAACUGUUCAAGUGCAAACCACGCCGGAAUCAAUUGCAACCACUACUUCCUAUGAAUCUAAUCAGGCUAAUUGCCUCAAGGCGAGGGAGGGCACUGCUAUAAAUGCACUCUACACGCACAGUGGUUUCCAGUUGCAGAUAGGCCUCUCACUACUAAGCCUAGAGUCUCAAGCUACUGACCUAGAUACUGAGUUUGGUAGUCAGAGAGUGAUCAAUUCUCCCAGAGUCAAGAGCCAUCGACAGGCUAUUAGAACACAAAGUGACCCUGCCACUACUAACCCUCUCAAGGCACACUUCCAAAACCCUCGUCCAGGUCGCAAAGUCAGCUUCUCCAACCCUCCUAUGACCGGGACAACACUAUCCUCGGUGGAACUACCAGUCAACAACAGUUCUAGCACUAUAAUGGAAGAACCAGUAGAGUCUCCUGCAAAGUUGUUGCUCUCUGACAGUGCAAUGCAGCAAUUGACUGAGAUCUGUAAUAGAGAAAAAGGAGUUAGUUCCGACGAAGAAAUGGAGAAUGCUGGAAUCAGAGCACUCAGGAAAAAGCCACGAAAGUCGAGUAUCGUGUCUCCACAACGCAGACGAAGUUCAAAUGGUCGACGAAGAUCUGUCACAUUCCAACCAGAGCUGUUGCUGCAUGAAAACGUGCUCUCUGGAGAUGCAAAGGCCGUGGCUGAGAUGCUGGAGUCUGGUAUGAUUUGCGAUGUGAACAGAAUAAGUCCUGCCGGGCUCACUGCUCUGCAUCAAAGUGCCAUUGAUGGUAAUCUGGAGUGUGCAAAGGCACUCAUAUGUAAUGGAGCUAAUGUGAACUGCAUAGACUGUGAGCUAUGGACACCUUUACACGCAGCAGCCGUCACUGGCCAGGAAGUGUUUGUGCGAUAUCUACUACUGUCCGGGGCAGACUCUACCAUGAAGAACGACAAAGAAGAGACUCCAUACGAUAUCACAAAGAACCCACAAGUCCGUAAGAUGCUCUUGCACUCAAUGAAUGGAAAAUCACCAGAUUCUAACGAUUUCUCAGACACAGAAUGUUUUAGCGAAGAAGAGCGCGAGUACAGUCACGCUGAGUCUGAUUCUGACGAUGAGGUCAAUAGUGCAGAAUUAUUUGGUACUAGUAAAUCCAACCUUAAAGAACGAUUAGGACUCAAGCACAGCACAGCUCUGGCCAACACUCAGGACACCUCCAUUUCCCCGUCACCUGACAUGGAGACAGCUGAUAGUGUGUUUGUGGGGGACAACAAAACUAGGAGCCUCACACAAUACAAGCGAGAGAGAGAUCUCAAUGAUAGCACAUCCUCCUACUCAAGUUACGAACUAGUUGUUAAACGCCACGAAGAACAAUCUGGCUAUCAGCCAAACAGCGAUGGUGACGGUAUAUCAGAAGAUCAAGGAAUAUGUACAAUGGAUGGUUCAAGCGAUUGCAGCCAUCGAAGUCGAAUAUUAUCAGAAGACGAAGGGACUACAAGAGAUGUGCUGGACAGUGACCUUGUCCCCGGUAGCCUGGACUACAAAUUCCAAGAAGCCUGCCUCGAUGGUAAUGUCGACUCUGUCCUAAAACUUGUCAAGCACAAAACCGAAAUCAAUGUAAACAGAGUGAACGAAAACUCUGGAAUCACCGCGCUCCAUCAUGCCGUCCUGGAGGAGAACUUUGCCCUUGCUCAACACCUCAUCACUGACUUUGAUGCCAAUGUUCAGAUCCAGGACACGGAUGGUUGGACCCCCCUCCAUGCUGCCAGUGCUGUGGGAGACCUCAGGAUUGCUCAGUUAUUACUAGACAAUGGGGCUAAAGCAUCAGUCCUCAAUAGCAGUUGUGAGUUUCCAGUCGACGUGGCCAGCGACGAAGCUGUAGAGAAGCUGCUUAAGAACGUUAUGUUAGGGCCUGGAGUUGGCACUUUGUUCCCGGGCAUUUUAACUCGUUAGAACUGUACGUGUGUGUUGUUUGUGUUGCUGCAUCACUAAUUCAUUCAUUGUGGCUUUAUGUCAUUGUGGUUUUAUGUCAUUGUACUUGUCUUGUUCUAAUCAUUGUGUUUCAAUCCUUUAUUUGUGCACACCUCUUCUGAUUAAUCACUGGUCAAAUUCUCAUUGUCUGUUGUGCAAGUUCUCUGUAAUUAUGAAUACAAUUUAUAUGAAAUUUGAAGCGAUAAUAA